This is a messenger RNA of Penicillium pulvis, 1449 nucleotides long. RefSeq names its product MFS transporter. The record is from RefSeq and is a predicted model, not a curated record. Gene Ontology annotation, biological process: transmembrane transport. Gene Ontology annotation, molecular function: transmembrane transporter activity. Lineage: Eukaryota; Fungi; Ascomycota; Eurotiomycetes; Eurotiales; Aspergillaceae. The coding region runs from base 1 to 1449 and encodes 482 amino acids. The transcript has 5 exons.
AUGGGUUUGAAAAGUUACCUGCACAGGGAACCCACCCGCCCAAAACUGGUGGAGAUUAGAUCAUCCAAAUGGUUCAUUAUCUUUACUGUUUCUUUUGCCGCGGCAACGGAUUAUUUUAUGUAUGGCCUGAUCGUGCCUGUUACACCAACGGCUUUGCAGCGCAGAGUUGGUGUUCCUGAAGACCAGGUUCAAUCAUGGACUUCAAUUCUGUUGGCCUUAUACUCAGCAGCAACGCUAGCAUUUUCUCCUAUUGUGGGUUACUUAGCAGACCGGACAGAAUCUCGCCGAUGGCCCCUUCUCUUCGGAUUAGUGGCACUGGGCGCUGCAACAGCGUUGUUAUGCGUCGGAACAAGUAUCGGUCUAUGGGUCGCGGGUCGAUUGUGUCAGGGCGCUGCUUCCGCCGUUGUAUGGACUGUGGGAAUCGCCUUGCUAGUGGAUACUGUGGGUAAGGAUGGAUUUGGACAAGCAGUUGGAUAUGUGUCAAUGGCCUUGAGUAUGGGUACUGUGGCAGGUCCGUUGCUAGGUGGUGUACUAUAUCAGCAUGGUGGAUACUAUUCUGUCUUUGGACUGGCAUUCGGGUUAAUUGGCAUUGAUAUCUUCCUUCGGGUAGUGUUGAUCGAGCAGAAGCAUGCUAUCAAGUGGCUUGCCCCGGAGAUGAGGCCCCUGUCGCCAACCCGAGAGAAGGCCGAGGAAGGUGCAGCGAUCGAUUCUGCCGUCCCAGCUAUCGAUACUCCGUCAAUCGACGAUCAAAAGAAGCUGAAACGCUCUCGCCAUCCUCUGAGACAGAUUGCGGCCCUAUUGAGCACACCUCGUCUCGCGAUUGCGCUUUGGGGAUACUUCAUUGUAUCUUUGGUUCUGACAUCGUUCGACAGCGUCCUUCCUAUCUUCGUCGAGAAUACCUUUGGCUGGCAGCAAACAGGCCAAGGACUUAUCUUCUUCGCGAUCAUGCUUCCUCACCUCGUCGACCCCAUUACCGGGAUGAUAAUUGACCGAUACCCAAAGUCGCCUCGCUAUAUUGUAUCUGGUGCAUUUGUCUGUGCUGUCCCAGUAUCGGUGCUUCUGAGGGUCGUGACAAAUGAUACUUUGCAUGACAAAGUUGUUCUUUGUGUAUUGCUUGCGCUGCUGGGUCUGUGCAUUGCUCUCUCCAUGACUCCGCUUGCAGCUGAAGUGUUUUACGCUGUCAAUGAAAAAGAGUCCGAGUCCCCGGAUAGCUUUGGCCGAGGAGGUGCGAUGGCUUUGGCUUUUGGGUUGACAAACAUGAGCUUUGCAGCGGGUAACCUUAUCGGACCUUUCUUUGCCGGAUAUAUUCGCCAAAGUGCUGGCUGGGGCACCAUGGGAUGGGCAAUGGGCUUGAUCACUGGAGUUUCGUCCGUUCCAGUGUUGCUUUUCAUGGGUGGUUGGAUUCUGAGAAAGCCAGUCAACAAUAAUGACCAAGAAGGCUCAGGAUGA